CUCACCUCCGCGAUAAAUCAACUGCAGGUCGCGCAAUCCUCAAUAACCAAAACCAUGUUGCGAAUAUAGCCUUCCUAGCUGGGAUAAGGCGGUUACUCAUCAUGGACCAUAUACCAAUCGCCAAAAUUGAACCUCAGCUAUCGGAUCUAUACUCGAAGUCUUUCAAAGCUGUUGUAACCCUACUCUGGCCGUAUUCAUCGUCCACGCGACAAUGCGCUUUACUACUCGCCGAACCUGAUUUUCGCCUCCGCCGGAAGAAAGGACAAGUCAGAGUUCGAUUCUCCAGCUCCAGUGCCAAAGCUAUUGCACAGACAGGGAUUGGUAUUGGAGAUGAGGUUAUACUUGAGCUACGGGGAGCGCAAUUCGUGCAAGAGGAUACAGAUGCCGUACGCACUCCAGGAAGGAGUAUAGAUUGGGAAUUAUCGUACUCGCAGACGCUGGUCGUACAGAUAUCCCGCAAUGGGACCCAGAUUGCCACAUUGGAUAUUAUCGAUGCUGCGCCAACGCCAGCUGUAACGUCACCUAUACGCAAGCCGAUAACCUCGACUCCAUAUAAGAGCCCAGCUCCGCAAAGUAUUGACGAUCACAAGUGGACCUCUCCCGCAUUCCUAAAGCGAUCAAGGCUGUCCAACGGCGCGCACUUCGAAUCCGAGUAUGACCCGCUUGUAGAUGAUGCAGAGAACGGGGGUGACAAGAAAAGGAGGAGAAAAUCCUACAGGGACUGGAAUGUCUGGACAUACUCCGCUAGAACACCAUCUCCAGAGAAGGAGGAAUGCGAGGCCGAGAAUGUUGACGGCAUUGAAACUUCGCCGGUUCCUGUUUCUUCGCUUUCUUCAACGAAGCAGCCCGUUCUGGCAACAUCGGCACCACCGAUUGAUAUGAACGGAACAGUUCGAACUCCAGAGAGUCUCAAAACAGAGAAUACGUCAAAACCCGAAGAUUCGAGAAAGCAUAAUUUACCCACAGAUAAUAACAAUUACGACCUCUAUGCGGAUCCAGACGAAGCCAAUCCUUCUGAUGUAGAAUAUGCAUACGGUGGCGACACUGCGGAAAAUACGGAGGCAAAUACCGACGAAGAGCUUGACGAUGCCUCAAAUACACGAGAUCAGAAUAUUGACAACGGUCACCCAGAAGUACCAAAUUAUGAGGUUUCAGUUGUGGUUGCAGUGGCUGAUGGAAACGAGAAAAGAGAUGACGGAAACAGUCAUGAACAACCAUCGAUACACGAAGAGCUUGUUGUCAUCGAGGACGAAUCAGAAGACCAGGGACACAUAUCUCAGGACCGUCCUGCCUACGAAGGGGCUGAAGAUGCACCGCCGUCUGCGAGCAGCCUUACGCCAUACGUUGUCAUGCCUCCACCUACACUGCCGACACUCCAGACGGACUUUUCCCCUAUACCAACACCUGGCUUAUUGACACCAAUUGGCAAGGAGCCCUCAAGUCCUGUUAUUAGGCCACUUGACUCCGCUACCUUGCCCAUGCCCUCGCCGUUCCCUGGUGAACAGGACGCAACGACCUCAUCAUAUCUUGAUUACACGGCUGACGUGCUUGAGGAUGUCACGGGAGUUCAACUGGUAGAAGAGGAACCUUUGAAUAAAGCUGUCCACGACGCAGAGUCAAGCUUCUACAGCUCGACAAGAUCUGUGAAUGUGCCUACGCCACAUCGCACACACGAAUCGGCAUUUACAGAUAUCAGGUUCACAUUUGGUCUAGAUGGUACAAUGUUGUCACGUCAGAAAGAAGGCAAAGAAGAGCAGGACCCGAUUGGAGCCGAUUUUGAUCACGCACAGGAUAUCCAUGAUGACGGAAAGCCAGAACUUGUUUCCGAUACAGGCCUUGAUAUUCCGAAUACAUCUACAGUCGAUGUUCCAAGUCAGGUGGACCCUCCCAGCUCAAGCCAGAUCCAGGAGAAUGAGUCAAUUGUCAUUCCUGAGACAAUGCCUACCGAAUCUCAAUUGGAGGCAUCUCCUGCACUUGAAGACGAGACCCCGCAUGCAUCAGUUCAGCAGUCCGACCCUGAAGUAGAGGUCAUCGCACUGACAUCUGAUUCGGAAUCGGAUCGCGAGUCAAUUGCAGACGACGCCGAAAGUCUUGCAGCGGGUGAUGAAGAACAUCAAAUCUCGGCAGUGGAUUGGGCUCAAGUACAGGACAAUCAGCAAUCAAUGUCCAUGUCUGAUUUGAUCGACUUGGACAGCGAUUCUGAGCAGGAGAUCGAGGAGGAGAAGGGAGUUGUAGGAGAAAUGGAUGUUCACACGGAAGACAGUCAGGAACGCGACGAGUCUGCAUCCGACGUAUCGCGCGAUGAAUCCGGCAUGGCAUCUCCGGUCAACUUGGAUUCACAAGAUUCAGGUGCUCAAGUCCAAAGUUUCGAAGAAGAUCGGGAAAUCGAUGAUUCUACCGAAUCCGCAAAGCCACCGCACGGUGUUGAAAACGCAUCAUUGUCGGAUCAUGAUGGUUAUGAGCACCAUGCGCACUUGAAUGCGCAAGCUGACCCCAGUGCAAGCCUAGAUACCGCCCCUUCUUUUGAAAAUGCUCAAGUGCCUGAAGAUGAUCGUCUGUCUGAAAUAUCAGCUGUAGACAUAGACGAGAUAAUACAGAACCGAGCUUACGCGCAGCCAGAAUCGCGCGACGCCAGACCGACAUCGCCAGAACACCAUCCAGAUAUCAAGAUAGAGUCUAUCGAGGAUGACAGUUCGUUCGAGUUGCAUGAACAGAAGGAUUCUCAGCCCCAGAAGCAUGAAGAUGGUUCUAACACAAGCCCGAAAGAUGAUCUUGUGAUAGAGGUGCCCGGCCAUAAAAUGGGGGAGAUGGUAGAAAAGACGGUCUCUGCCGCUGGACCUGCCCGGAGCACUCGAUCAAAGACCAAAUCAUCAAUAUCACCCCCGAGAGAGAGCUUGACGCCCUCGCAACCUAAGAAAGUCCAUAAGCGGUCGAAGGGGUCCCUUGGCUCGAUUACCGAUGUGGUUCUUUCCCCAACUAACAUGCGGUUGCGGUCCACGAUCACCCCAGACACUGCUCCGCCAGAGUCGCCGUACUACCUACGAUCACAAUCUAAGAGAUUGACCUCAACACCAGUUGCCAUCGAGUCGACGACUAGAAGGACUCCUGGGACUGCUUCCAAGUCGCUCGCGUCGCCUCUGCAGGAUUCGUUUGGUGCGGCGCAGAGGCCGCUUGCCAACACUUCAAUGACCCCCGAAGUUCCCUUCUCAUCUCAAGACUGGAGGAGUUCGCAACGAAGUUUUGCAGAUGUCACUGUUGUAGGGGACUCCGAUGUAGAAAGUGUUCAUUCUGAGGGCUCUUUGUCGACCAACACUCCGUCCAAUAAGCGUGAAAGUCUAGCCUCAAACAACGAAGCUGCAGCCGUGGAAGCUUCGGGAGAGUUACUCAAUUUUGGAAGUAGCCAGUCGAUGGGCCAAGGGGUGACACCUAAAAAAGGAAAAAAGAAGCCAAACUACCUGGACUUAAGUGAAGUUGGCACACCCACGAGAAACGCGAUAUUGGGGGCAUCCGAAGAUGCUGUCUCAGAAGUUUCCCUAGAGUCGCCGAUGAAAACACCAAUUCGACGUUCACCAAGACUACAACGUUCGAGGCGGGACAUUUACGACAUUCCCGAUACACCUAGGCAGGAUCACGAGGCAACAGGCUCUGCAAACGGAAAAUUACCGCAGAUAUCUCACGAUUCCUUCCCCGGGCCUCACCUUCAACAAACGGAGAAUCACCUCGAGCAGGCCAAGCACCUCACUCCGAAGCUCACGCGUAUCACAUCCACCAAUCUCCACACCCAAGACCCAUCUGAGGACAUAGAAAUGGAAGAACCAACCUCUCCCACCAAGUCCACACCCCGCCGCAACAAUAACAACAACAACAUCACCACAACACUCACCUCCCCCGCCUCACCAACCCGCACCCCCAGCGUCCGCUCCGAAGACCUCUCCGACCUCGAAGACACAACCACCACCACCACCUUCGCCGCCGCCGCCGCUCUCACCACCCCAACCUCCCCGCCAUCAAUCGGCCUCUCCACCCCAAUAUCCUACUACACACCCCUCAAAGACCUCCCCUACUUCCUCAACCGCUCCUCCCAAACCACCACAAACCCGGACAUCCUCGCCCUCGUCACCACCCCCACAACCCCUCCCAAGCGCGCCGAAAAAGGCCCAAAACACUUCUCAACAACCCUCCACAUAACCGACCUCUCCAUCUUCUCCUCCCACCCUCCAUCCGCCUCCCAACAAUCCCAAUCGCAGCUCCCAACCGCGGCGGAGAGGACAGUGCAAGUGUUCCGGCCCAACGCCGCGGCGCUUCCCGUCGCAGGGAAGGGCGACGUCGUGCUGCUGCGCGGCUUUGCGGUCAGGUCGGCGCACAGGCGGCCGUAUCUGUUGUCGACCGAGGAGUCCGCAUGGUGUGUGUGGCGGUUUGAUGGGCCUCCUCCCGCGCUUGCUUCCAAUCUCAUUCCAAGUUCCACGCCUAAGGGAAAGGAGAAGGAAACAAGCAAAACGGUAUGGGGAUCCUCAAGGAAAGCGAGGGAAGCUGCCGCCGCUGCUGCCGCCGCCGCCGCCGCGAGAGGGGACGAAGGAGCGGAGGCGUUGAAGGCGAGGGAGGAGGUCAGAGGGCCGGAGGUGGAGAGGGGGAUUGGAGAGCGGAAGGAGGUGGAGAGAUUGAGGGGGUGGUGGGGGGAUGUUGUUGAGGGGUGUUUGGCUGAGGGGGUGGGAAAGGGGGAGGGGAGGUGGUUGAGGAGUAUGGGAAGGGAUGGGGAGAAGGGUGGUGAGGGUGAGGAGGAGUAG
Molecule: messenger RNA, 4784 nt
Organism: Aaosphaeria arxii CBS 175.79
Lineage: Eukaryota; Fungi; Ascomycota; Dothideomycetes; Pleosporales
Exons: 2
Coding region: 102-4784 (1560 amino acids)
Biological process (GO): telomere maintenance
Cellular component (GO): chromosome, telomeric region
Molecular function (GO): DNA binding
Source: RefSeq, a predicted model, not a curated record